Messenger RNA from Cyclopterus lumpus (lumpfish), 3780 nucleotides. It is a transcript of the gene cadpsa, whose product is annotated as Ca2+-dependent activator protein for secretion a. The record is from RefSeq and is a predicted model, not a curated record. Gene Ontology annotation, cellular component: glutamatergic synapse. Gene Ontology annotation, biological process: positive regulation of exocytosis; dense core granule exocytosis; synaptic vesicle exocytosis. Lineage: Eukaryota; Metazoa; Chordata; Actinopteri; Perciformes; Cyclopteridae.
AUGUUGGACCCGUCUUCCAGCGAGGAGGAAGGGGAAGAGAUCCUAGAGGUGGAGCACAAAGAGGUGGCGGCCCCGAAGAGCCUUGGAGGAGCCCGGCUGUCACCGGGCCGAGCCUCCGAUGGCCACAGCGGAGGGGGUCUCCAGUCCCGGGGCCGAGGGAGUGGCGGCGGCGGUGGUGGCGGCGGCGGCGGCGGCGGCCGACCCUCCAGCCCCAGUCCGUCGGUAGGCAGCGAUAAGGAGAAAGAGGACUUGGAAAAGAUGCAGAGAGAGGAGGAGGAGAGGAAGAAGAGACUCCAGCUGUAUGUGUUUGUGAUGCGUUGCAUCGCCUAUCCGUUCAACGCAAAGCAACCUACUGACAUGGCUAGGAGGCAGCAGAAGAUCAGUAAGCAGCAUCUGCAGACAGUCAAAGAGCGUUUCCAGGCAUUCCUCAACGGAGAAACCCAGAUCGUUGCUGAUGAGGCCUUCAUCAAUGCUGUCCAGAGCUACUACGAGGUUUUCCUGAAGAAGUGACCGUGUGUCCCGGAUGUGCAAAGCGGUGGCUGCUCGGCCAGCGACUCGCGGGAGGUUUUUAAGAAACACAUAGAGAAGCGGGUGCGCAGUCUGCCUGAGAUUGACGGUAUGAGCAAAGAGACAGUGCUGAGCUCCUGGAUCGCCAAGUUUGACACCAUCUACCGAGGUGAGGAGGACCUCAGGAAGCACCAGCAGAGAAUGACGGCCAGCGCCGCUUCUGAGCUCAUCUUAAGCAAGGACCAGCUGUACGAGAUGUUCCAGCAGAUCCUGGGCAUCAAGAAGUUUGAGCACCAGCUCCUCUAUAACGCCUGCCAGCUGGACAACCCUGAUGAGCAGGCAGCACAGAUCAGAAGAGAGCUGGACGGACGACUGCAAAUGGCAGACCAGAUAGCUCGGCAUGGUGGAAGGUUCCCUAGGUUUGCGUCCAGAGAGAUGGAGGCCAUGUUUAUCGAGGAGCUGCGGUCCUCUGUCAACCUGCUGAUGGCCAACCUGGAGAGCAUGCCGGUGUCCAAGGGAGGAGAGUUCAAGCUGCAAAAGCUGAAGCGAGGUCACAACGCCUCCAUCAUGGACAUGGGCCAGGAGGACGAGAACACGCUGUCCAAAUCUGAUGUGGUGCUGUCCUUCACCCUGGAGGUGGUCAUCAUGGAGGUCCAGGGUCUGAGGUCACUGGCUCCAAACAGGAUUGUUUACUGCACCAUGGAGGUGGAGGGAGGACACAAACUGCAGACGGACCAGGCUGAGGCCUCAAAACCCACUUGGGGUACCCAGGGUGACUUCACCACCACCCAGCCACUACCUGCUGUGAAAGUGAAGCUGUUCACUGAGAGCACAGGAGUGUUGGCUUUGGAAGAUAAGGAGCUGGGGAAGAUUGUGCUCCACCCGACUCCCAACAGUCCUAAGCAGUCUGAGCUCCACAAGAUGACAGUGUCCAAGGGCUGUCCAGACAAUGACCUCAGGAUCAAACUGGCCAUUCGCAUGGACAAACCACAGAACAUGAAGCAUUGUGGGUACCUUUGGGCCAUCGGCAAAAACGUGUGGAAAAGAUGGAAGAAAAGGUUCUUUGUGCUGGUUCAGGUGAGUCAGUACACCUUUGCAAUGUGCAGCUACAGAGAGAAGAAGGCCGAGCCGGUGGAGCUCCUCCAACUGGAUGGCUACACAGUGGACUACACUGACCCCCAACCAGGACUAGACGGCGGCCGGACAUUCUUCAACGCUGUAAAAGAGGGCGACACCGUGAUCUUCGCCAGUGACGACGAGCAGGACCGGAUCCUUUGGGUGCAGGCCAUGUACCGAGCAACAGGCCAGUCACACAAGCCGGUUCCACCCACCCAGGUCCAGAAACUCAACUCAAAGGGGGGCACAGCACCGCAGCUCGACGCACCCAUAUCUCAGUUCUAUGCUGACCGAGCCCAGAAGCACGGCAUGGACGAGUUUAUUUCAGCCAACCCCUGUAACUUUGACCACGGCUCCCUGUUUGAGCUGGUACAGCGUCUCACAUUGGACCACAGACUCAAUGACUCCUACUCUUGCCUGGGCUGGUUCAGUCCCGGUCAGGUGUUUGUCUUAGAUGAGUACUGCGCUCGCUACGGCGUUCGAGGCUGCCAUCGGCAUUUAUGUUACCUGAGCGAUCUGCUGGCGAGGGCGGAGAACGGAGCCAUGAUCGACCCCACCCUGCUGCACUACAGCUUCGCCUUCUGUGCCUCCCAUGUCCAUGGAAACAGGCCUGAUGGUAUUGGCACGGUAACCGUGGAAGAGAAGGAGCACUUUGAGGAGAUCAAGGAGAGGCUACGGGUGCUUCUGGAGAACCAGAUUACACACUUCAGGUACUGCUUUCCAUUUGGACGGCCAGAGGGAGCACUUAAAGCAACUCUGUCGUUGCUUGAAAGGGUCCUGAUGAAAGAUAUCGUUACGUCGGUUCCACAAGAAGAAGUCAAGGCUGUAAUCCGUAAGUGUCUGGAGCAGGCAGCUCUGGUCAACUACCAACGCCUGUCGGAAUACGCCAAACUGGAAGGGAAAAAGAGAGAGAUGUAUGAGCAUCCUGUCUUCUGCUUGGCGUCUCAAGUGAUGGAUUUAACCAUUCAGAAUGUAGGGCGGUUAGUCACUCCUGCUAAAAAACUGGAGGACAAUAUUCGCCUGGCCGAGCUGGUGAUUGAGGUGCUUCAGCAGAAUGAGGAACACCAUGCUGAGAUAUCCUUUCUGGCCUUUGCGUGGUGGUCAGACCUGAUGGUGGAGCAUGCCGAAACUUUCCUGUGUCUCUACUCGGCCGACAUGGACGCAGCUCUUGAGGUUCAGCCGCCCGACAGCUGGGACAGUUUCCCCCUCUUCCAGCUGCUUAACGACUUCCUCAGAAUGGACUAUAACCUGUGUAAUGGAAAGUUCCACAGACACCUGCAGGACCUGUACGCCCCCCUGGUGGUGCGAUAUGUGGACCUGAUGGAGUCCUCCAUCGCACAGUCCAUUCACAGAGGCUUUGAAAGGGAAUCCUGGGAACCUGUCAAGAUUAUAACAAGCACCCUGCCCAAUGUCAACCUCCAAAUGCCCAAAGUACCAAAUCUAACAGUGCCCAGUGUUAACCUCCCACAAAUACCCAGCUUCUCUGCACCCAACUGGAUGGCAGCUAAUUCUGUUAAUGGUUCAGGGACAUCAGAGGAUCUCUUCUGGAAGCUGGAUGCUCUGCAGACUUUCAUUAGAGAUCUCCACUGGCCAGAGGAGGAGUUUGGCAAACACCUGGAGACCCGACUGAAGCUGAUGUCCAGUGACAUGAUUGAAUCAUGUGUAAAACGGACACGGGCAGCGUUUGAGGCCAAGCUUCAGAAGAGCAGCCGGUCCACAGACUUCCGCGUGCCACAGUCCAUCUGCACCAUGUUCAACGUCAUGGUGGAUGCCAAGGCCCAGUCAGCCAAGCUGUGUACUGUGGACCUGGGGCAGGAGAGACAAUAUCAUUCCCAAAUUGAUAAUCUAAUUGAAGAGACGGUGAAGGAGAUGAUAACACUGCUAGUAGCUAAGUUUGUGGUCAUCCUAGAGAGUGUUUUAGCCAAGCUCUCCAGAUAUGAUGAGGGAACCCUCUUCUCUUCCUUCCUAUCUUUCACAGUGAAAGCUGCCUCCAAGUAUGUGGAUGUACCUAAGCCAGGGAUGGACAUUGCCGACGGUUACGUGACGUUUGUCCGCCACUCCCAGGACAUGCUGCGGGAGAAGGUCAACGAGGAGGUGUACAUCGAGAGAUUAUUUGAUGUAAGUAAGCCACGGCUCCUCCAUCAAAGGGAGGCUUAG